AUGUCGUCGUCUCCCUCAUCGGCGAAACGGAAGCGCAGCUCCUCGCACCUACACGCUGCAUCCAGCGCACCAACUCCAGUGCCAGCAGAGCUUCUUCAGCCAACCUCCCGCGACGCAUCUGGCGAAGAUGCUGGCGAUUCGACCGCCGCCACAGCUUCUCCGACCUCGAAGCACAAGAUAGCUGCUCUGUCGCGUGAUGGAGCUGAUGUUCCGCCCACUAAACGGGCUCGGAGACGGUCUGUUGUGGCCGAGGACCCGAAGCAUAGAUCUGAAGACAAUCAAGACCCAAACAACUUUUCGACAAGCAAUGUCGACCCCGGUGAGCCGUCCGAGACCACGGAGGCGAGCAUUGAUAUCGAAAAUCGUGCAAAGCGGCGAGCGGGGUCGCGACAGUCUAUCGUGACACCACCGCAGGUACUGCUAGACGAGCAUACCAAGGUACCUACAUACCCCGGGAUCCAGGAUCCCAAGGGUUAUCACACCAAUCCUCCUCCCACGGACCGGCCGGUGAGAGUAUACGCGGAUGGAGUGUUUGACUUGUUCCACCUCGGGCACAUGCGUCAGCUAGAGCAGGCUAAGAAUUUAAUCCCAAAUACAUAUCUCAUCGUCGGCGUGACCGGUGACGCGGAGACGCACAAGCGAAAGGGUCUGACGGUCCUGAACGAGGCAGAGAGAGCAGAAACUAUACGCCACUGUAAAUGGGUGGACGAGGUGAUUCCAAACUGCCCUUGGAUCGUGAGCCCCGAGUUUCUCGAAGAGCACGAGAUUGAUUAUGUGGCGCACGACGACUUGCCUUACGGAGCUGAUGAAGGAGACGACAUCUAUUCUCCAAUUAAACAAAUGGGCAAAUUUCUCGUCACCCAGAGAACCGAGGGUGUCAGCACUACGGGCAUCAUCACAAAGGUUGUACGCGACUACGAUAAAUACAUAGCUCGACAGUUCAAGCGAGGAGCUUCUAGACAGGAGCUGAACGUUUCCUGGGUGAAGAAGAACGAGCUCGAAAUCAAACGACACGUAACGGAACUCCGCAACGCUAUCAAGAAUAACUGGUCAACCACUGGCCAAGAAUUGAGCAAAGAGCUCCGUCACCUGUGGCAGAACAGUCGGCCUACUAGCCCUACACGACAAGAAGGCGGCCAUAACUGGGGUUCCAACCCGGCAAUUCCUAGCAACCAAAGCAUAUUUUGGCCGACAGGUGGAAGGUCCCAUUUACAAGCCGAUACUCCCAGCAGACCAGAAAGCCCAGGAGUGGCCGGUAGAAGCGAAGACUUUGCUACCGGCUAUAGCUUAGGGCUGAUUGGCGGGGUUCGAUCAUGGCCGGUAGAGACAACUGCUUGUUACCACAAAUUGAAGCUGAAGCUGAAGCUGAAAGAUAGAACCUCAUCCUCCGUGGUCUGCUACCCCCACGCAGAUAUCCUCGGAUAUCCCUUUACCAUCCUAUCUCUCUCUCUCCCUUCCACUUCCUACGCCUCCGACGCGAUGUCGAGCUCUAAACACAAUGCCGAACAAGCGUCGUCCUCCAGUUUAGCCCAAACACAGGGCGAGGAACCAUUAACAAACAGUGAUGAACCCAUGAACGCGCCUAUUGAAGAACGUACUGCGACGAAUGGUUCAAGCCAAAGUCAUGAACCCAGCUCGAGAGAUCCUGCAAAGUCCUCCCAGUUGCUCCUGAAAUUGUGGCAGAUGUGGUUACAGGGCAAGGGUAUGGCUCUAGUAUUACUCGCCCAGUUCUUUGGUGCUUCCAUGAAUGUUAUGGCGCGGAUAUUAGAACAAGAUGGCCCCCAUGGCAAAGGCAUGGCUCCUUUCCAGAUUCUACUUGUUCGAAUGCCUGCAACGGCAAUGUUCAGUUUCAUGUACAUGUGGUAUAUGAAGGUGCCUGACCCCUUCGCCUCUUGCUAUGCGGCAUCCCUCGUCAUGCCUAACGAGAAGUUCACAAGGAGCCAGCAAUUAGCCGGAGUUAUAUCGAUCUUUGGGGUGGUCCUUAUUGCACGGCCAAUGGCUCUCUUUCCGGGGAGCCCAAAGCCAAGUUCUGUGAAUCACGAUCCCGACUUGGAACAGCAUCUUCUCGCAGUUGCGGCUGCGCUCGUGGGAGUGGUAGGAGCAACGGUUGCGUAUACCAUGAUCCGUAAGAUUGGGCGCCGUGCUCACCCUCUUGUGAGCGUCAAUUACUUCGCUCUUUCAACCUCCGUUAUGUGCUUGAUUGCAGUCCUUGUCAUCCCCUCCGUCAGCUUUAGACUCCCAUCCAAUCUCAUGGAGCUCUUCCUACUCAUCAGCUUGGGCCUAUGCGGAUUUGUCUUCCAGUACCUUUUGACUGCUGGUCUUUCAUACGUCCCCCCAACAAGCGAUGGGAAACCUUCCACCCAUGGUUCCAAGGCUACGUCUAUGUUGUAUUUGCAGAUAAUCUUUGCACUCUUCUAUGACAAAGUGAUAUGGAACACAACACCUUCCCCUACCAGCUGGCUGGGAUCAACUAUCAUUCUUCUAAGUGCGUUAUAUGUGGCACUUUCAGCUAGGAACGAUGAAAAGGUCGACAGUAGCAAGGGAGUAAAGCCCGCGGAGCCUAUUUGCCAACAUCCUGAAAACCUCAGUGGUGAUCAUGACGUCGAGAAUCAAGCGUUGCCAAAACGGUGGACUGCUCAGGACCAUGCGUUAGCCGAUGAGGGUGAAACCGAGGCUCUGCUAAGCCACCGUCAGCCAUAG
This is a messenger RNA of Arthroderma uncinatum, 2700 nucleotides long. RefSeq names its product putative DUF6 domain protein. NCBI's taxonomy places the organism in Eukaryota, Fungi, Ascomycota, Eurotiomycetes, Onygenales, Arthrodermataceae. Gene Ontology annotation, biological process: CDP-choline pathway. Gene Ontology annotation, molecular function: phosphatidylcholine binding; choline-phosphate cytidylyltransferase activity. Bases 1 to 2700 code for a protein of 899 amino acids. The transcript has 7 exons. The record is from RefSeq and is a predicted model, not a curated record. Gene Ontology annotation, cellular component: membrane; nuclear envelope.